Messenger RNA from Pecten maximus, 567 nucleotides. Its product is annotated as putative mediator of RNA polymerase II transcription subunit 26. The transcript has a single exon. The record is from RefSeq and is a predicted model, not a curated record. Lineage: Eukaryota; Metazoa; Mollusca; Bivalvia; Pectinida; Pectinidae. The coding region runs from base 1 to 567 and encodes 188 amino acids.
AUGAACAAGAACAAUCUAUACAUGAACAAUAACAAUCUAUACAUGAACAAGAACAAUCUAUACAUGAACAAGAACAAUCUAUACAUGAACAAGAACAAUAUAUACAUGAACAAGAACAAUCUAUACAUGAACAAGUACAAUCUAUACAUGAACAAGUACAAUCUAUACAUGAACAAGAACAAUCUAUACAUGAACAAGUACAAUCUAUACAUGAACAAGUACAAUCUAUACAUGAACAAGAACAAUCUAUACAUGAACAAGAACAAUCUAUACAUGAACAAGAACAAUCUAUACAUGAACAAGUACAAUCUAUACAUGAACAAGUACAAUCUAUACAUGAACAAGUACAAUCUAUACAUGAACAAGAACAAUCUAUACAUGAACAAGUACAAUCUAUACAUGAACAAGUACAAUCUAUACAUGAACAAGAACAAUCUAUACAUGAACAAGUACAAUCUAUACAUGAACAAGUACAAUCUAUACAUGAACAAGAACAAUCUAUACAUGAACAAGUACAAUCUAUACAUGAACAAGUACAAUCUAUACAUGAACAAGUUAAGCACAUAA